Molecule: messenger RNA, 6204 nt
Organism: Argiope bruennichi
Lineage: Eukaryota; Metazoa; Arthropoda; Arachnida; Araneae; Araneidae
Product: citron Rho-interacting kinase-like
Exons: 40
Coding region: 113-5995 (1960 amino acids)
Biological process (GO): mitotic cytokinesis; actomyosin structure organization; peptidyl-threonine phosphorylation
Cellular component (GO): cytoplasm; cytoskeleton
Molecular function (GO): protein serine/threonine kinase activity; ATP binding
Source: RefSeq, a predicted model, not a curated record
UUUAUUUGUACUUCCGAAAUCCGUUAAUGAAACCAAAGAUGUAUGCAUAAGAAUGUUUUGUUUUGGUGUCUGUGAAAUAUUUGUUAUUUGGAUUUUUAAAUAAGUGUUUAUCAUGGCUGAUCAAGUUCAGGAAUCAAUUGCUACUCGUUUUAUGAGACUGAAUCAGUUGAUUCUUGGGAAAUCUAAUUAUAAUCUCCCCAAAAAGUAUUUGAUACACAGAGAUGGAUUACUUGAUAUUUUAUUUGCUUUGUAUGAGGAGUGCAAUGUGGACUAUUUACGUAAAGAUAAACACAUUGCAGCUUUUGUUGAUAAAUUUAAAGACUUAAUGAUUGAAUUAAAAUCCAUUCGUGUAAAUCUCCGAGAUUUUGAAGUGAAAAAGAUAAUUGGAAGAGGUCAUUUUGGUGAAGUACAAGUAGUAAGAGAGAAAGCCACUGGAGAUGUAUAUGCCAUGAAAGUUCUACGCAAGCAAGAAACACUUUCACAGCAAAAUAUGGCAUUUUAUGAAGAAGAAAGAGAUAUUAUGGCUAAGACCACAAGUCCUUGGUUAACUAAAUUGCAGUAUGCAUUUCAAGACAAUCAACACUUGUAUUUAAUCAUGGAGUUUCAUCCUGGUGGUGAUAUGCUAUCCUUGCUUGAAAAAUAUGAUAAUGUUCUACCUGAAGAAAUGAGCCAAUUUUAUUUGGCUGAGUUAGUGUUAGCUAUACAUAGUCUUCAUUCUAUGGGAUAUGUUCAUAGAGAUAUAAAGCCUGAUAAUAUUUUAAUUGAUCGAACUGGGCAUAUCAAGCUUGCAGAUUUUGGCUCUUCUUCAAAACUUAAUACUCAUAAACUGGUUACCAGCAGUAUGCCUGUUGGUACACCAGAUUAUGUUGCACCAGAAGUUUUAACAGCCAUGAAUGCUGGACCAGCAUCAAGCAAAAGUUAUGGAAUUGAAUGUGAUUGGUGGUCAUUGGGCAUUGUUGCUUAUGAAAUGGUAUUUGGUUCAACUCCUUUUACUAGUGACACUGUUUUAGUCACUUACAAUAACAUAAUGAAUUUUAAGAAUGCAUUGAAGUUCCCACCUGAAGCUUCAGAAGUAUCAAAUGAAAUGACUGAUUUGAUUAAGAAUUUACUUGAAGAGCCUCUGAAACGCUUAAGUUAUGACAAAUUAAUUGUACAUCCUUUAUUUACAGAUAUUGAUUGGAAUAACAUACGUCAUACCUUACCUCCAUAUGUUCCAUUGGUAUCGGGCAUUGAUGAUACUUCUAAUUUUGAUGAUUUUGAACCAGAAACACGAUUAUAUAUGAGUGAACUUGUUACAAAAAGAGAGUUCAGUGGGAAAAAUUUGCCAUUCGUUGGUUUCACAUAUACUACACCUUUUGAAACACUUAUUGAAAGGCUGUCUUCUUCUGACGACUUGGGCUUCCAAUCACCUUCCACUUCGUUUAAUGAAAUUGAUGCUAAUUCUAAAAGAAGAGAAAUGGCUUCACUUCAAAAAAAAAAUAUGCAUUUAAUGGAUCAAGAAAUUUCAUUAAAGAAUGAAAUAAAGCAAUUGAAUGCUCAUUUGAAAACUAAAGUUAGUGAAAUCGAAAUCUUGAAGGCUGAUAAAUUAUUAGCAGACCAGUUAAUAGCAGAAUUACAGAAUGAAGUAAAGCAAAUAAAGCAUCUUCUGGGUUAUGAACGUGAACUCAAGGCAAUAACAGAAAAGAAAGCGUCCCAUCUUAUUCGUUGUAUGAAAGGGCGUCAGAGGCAAGAUGCACUUCGAUUGAGAGCAAAAAGCAAUGAACUUCAUCAUGGAGAAUAUGAAAAACUCACUUUAGAAGAAAAGCUUGAGGAAGCAACUUUGAGAAUGGAAGAAUUUCUUCAAGAAAAGACAGAUUUGUUAGAAGAACUGUAUAGUACUAAGCAUGUUUUGUUAGAGUGUCAGCAAAAGUUAAAAGAGAAAGAACAGCAAUGCUUAUCAACUUCAGAUUCCUAUGUUUCUGCUACCAGCACUUCUCUUAAUGGUAGUUUUACUGAAAAUUCUGAGUUGCAUGUUGCGACAAAGAAAUUGGUGUCUAAAUUAGAAAAGAAAAAUGUAGAAUUGGAGAAGGAAUUAGAAGCUGCUUUGGCUGCUAAAACAAAAGCAGAAAGUCAAGUUUCAUCUUUGAAAGAUGUGAUAGUACAGUUGGAAACAAAAAUGGCUGAAACUGAAAAAGAACAACUUGAAGCAUCCUUUCAGGAUCUAGAUGAAAAGGUUGUGACUUCUAUCAAGAAAUAUGAAAGUGAGUUGGAAAGUAAAGGUAAAAUCAUUGCAGAAACUCAGAAGAAACUACUCCAAGCAGAAGAAAUGAAUGCUGAACUCAAGCAAAAAAUACAGGAACUUGAAGCUGAUCUGAAAAAGCUUAAGGAUACAAAUACUAAAUUAGCUGAAAAAAGUCAAGAAUUGGAAAAUAAUUUGGUUCCAAAACGAAAGGUUUUGGAUCAAGGAGACUCAAAAUUGAAUCAAAGUAUUGAAAAGUCACCUCUAUGGGAGAAGAAACUUCAUAGCAGAAAUGAAAGACAAGAAAUGAUAUUACUUACAUCUGAUCUAAAGCAAGAAAAUGAUUAUUUGAAAACAAAAAUUGAGUUGCUUAAUUUGGAAGUGUCAAAAUUAAAAGACGGAGCUAAAAGUAGAGAGGAUCUUGAAAAGAUGUUGAAAGAGAAAGAAGAUGAAUUAUCUGAAGUUAAACUGGAUUUAAGAGUUUCCACUAGGAAGGAGCAGCAAGCUGAAAGUGUCACUUCUUCUUUACGUGAAAGAAACAAAGAAUUGCGUGAGAAGUUGAGAACUACUGAAGAAAAACUGACAAAACAAAUUAAAAUUGAGGAAGAUUUGCAAGAGCAAUUGAAUUCACUUCAGAGUACAGUUACUAAAAUAAAAGAAGAAAUAAUUCAAAAUGAAAAGGCUUAUGAAAUCGAAAAAGUGAAGUUAGAAGAAAGAAUAAAAACAAUGAAAGAUACUUGGGAGAAUUCAAAGGAUGUUAAUCAAAAGUUUGCAAAAACACAAGGGCAGUAUGAAGAAAUUUGCCGAAGAAAUGAGACUCUAAGAAAAGACUGUGAAGAAAAAGAUAAGAAGAUAAUCAAUUUACUUCAAGAAAAUAAGAUCUUAAAGAAUGAUCUUACAACAAAACAAAAUGAAUUUAAUAAGUACAAACAGUUAAAUAGUAUACUUAAAUCAAGUGUUAUUGAUAUGGAAGAAGAUCUUAAAGAUUUUGAAAUCAUUGUAGAAUCUAGAGAAAGUACUAUUUCUGAACUUAACUCUAAAAUUGACAAACUUGAAGCAGAGAAUUUGAAUUUAAAGAACAAAUUGAAAAACAGUGAAAAUGGAGUUCUGAAGGAAGAAAGCCAGAAAGAAAAACUUUUGAAACAUAUAAAUGAAUUAACUGCUGAGUUAGAUAAUCAAAACUAUUUACAUGAAGUAGAAAUUCAGAACUUGCAAGAAAAUCUUUCUCAUUAUAAAAAAGUUGUAGCAGAAUUAGAAGAUCAAGUUGCUCAAUACCAGAAAGAAUUUUCAAUGCAAGAGAUAGAUGACAAACGAUAUUCUGAAAAAAUCAUUGCUUUAGAAAACCAGUUGUGUGAAAUCAAAGAAGAGGCAGCUCGUCAUAUAACCCAGAUAUCUUCUUUGAAAUCGAGUAACUUAAAGCUCACUCAAGCCCUAGAUGAAGCUUUAGAUAACCAACAGGAAAAUCAGAAGAAUAUUGAAGAAUUAUGUAAUGAAUUGGAGAAUGAAAAGGCCAAACAUCUCAAUGAGAAAGUUAAACUCCAAGAAACAAUAUCACAACAAAUAAAGUUGAUAGAUUUUUUACAAUCAAAAACAGAAAACAUGGAAAAGAAGAAAAAGACAAACAUUUCUCGAUUGUUUGGGAAAAAAGAAAAUACCAUACAAGCUGCACCACCUCGAGAUCUUGAGAAAUUAUUAGAAACAGAAAGAAGUAGGUGUCGUCGUUUGCAAGAUCAGUUAAGCCAAGCUCGAGCUGAGAAAAUGGCUUUGCAAAGAGAAAUUAGCAACUUAUCAAAAAGUAUUCCUUCAAAUACUGACAUUCCUGUUUCACCAAUGUCUCGAGCUAUGCAUACCGCAAUAACAGCUUCACCAAGUAUCCAUUCUGAUCAGUCAGACAAUCCUAUUUUUACAUCAAAAGAGCUCUUGGAUAAAAUUAUCAAACCUUCUGGAAUGAAGCAUAGAAUACCUCAUCGAUUCAUAGAAAUUAUGUGCAUGAGAAGUACCAAAUGCUGUACUUGUCUGGAUUCAAUUCAUUUUGGAAGACAACUUGUGAAAUGCCAAGAAUGCUCAGUGACUUGUCAUCCUAAAUGUGCAACUUCUCUGCCCAAUACUUGUGGUUUACCAUCUGAAUAUAUGGAACAUUUCAAAUUGGCUGUUCAGGAGCAGUCUACAGGAAAAGCCCCUGAAUUGAAGGAUGGUAAAGCAGAAGGGUGGAUAAAAGUGCCAAAAGCUAAUAAGCAAGGUUGGGAUCGCAAAUAUCUUCGCCUUGUUGAUGACAUUCUUUAUGUAUUUGAAAAUGCUGAUGAUGUCAACAUCGAGAAAGCUUCAAAUGUAUUUGAUUUUGGCUCUGGUGAAGCGAAAAUAGUUGUGACUAGUGCUGUAUCCCCUACAGAACUAAAAUUUGCUGCAACUUCAGAUCUUCCAUAUGUUUUAAAAUUGGAAUCUUUUCCACUUACAACAUGCUGGCCUCAAAGGUGCUUGUAUAUCAUGACAUCUAACUUUAAUGAGAAGCAGAUGUGGGUGUCUGUACUUGAGAAUUUAGCUGAAAGGAAUAAUUCUGAUAUUAAUGAGCCUCAUAAAAAUAAAUUGACUGGAAAAACGAUUUGGACUUUAGAAAGUGAGAAGUCGAUUGAUCCUUUAUGUACAAUUAUUUUAGAUGACAAUAUAAUGCUUCUGGGGGCUGUUGAAGGCUUGUUUGCAUUAAAAAUAGUAAAUAAAUCUACAUGUUCUUUGCAACAGAAACUUGAUGGAUUUUCACAUGUGUACCAAAUAGCAUGCAUUAUUAAAAUAGGAGUUUUGAUACUAAUACAUGGUGAAGAUCGGAAAUUGAGUCUAACUGAUCUAGAUAACUUUCUGUCAGUUGUGUAUGGAACUUCAAGCAAACCAAUUUCUCUGCAGUCAGUGUGUGAUGUGAAAGAUUGCCAUUUAUUUGCAGUUGAAGAAAUGUCAUCAGGAGAUAAACCAUAUAUAUGCAUUGCAUCCUCUAAUAAUGUGCUUCUUUGCCUAUGGGAUCCCACCUCAAAGAAAUUUUAUUCCAAAAAAAUUCUCGAAGCAAAAGAGCCAUGCAGCUGCAUUCUUUUUACACCAAGAAAUGUUUUAUUUGGUGCAGAUAUUUUCUAUGAACUAAGUUUGGGAAGUUAUUCUGUUAAAAAAUUCCUUGAUGGUAGUGAUGCAUCUUUAGCUGGUCUUGUGUAUGGUGCCUCGCAAUUUCGAAGUUUCCCAAUAGCUAUAUUCCAAGUUUCAACUGAUGGACCAAAUAAAGAAUUUUUGCUCUGCUUCCAUGAAAUGGGAGUUUUUGUGAACAAUCUUGGACGAAAAACCAGAUUAGAUGAUAUAAAAUGGUCUAGACUUCCACUGGCUUUUGCUUAUAGAUCUCCAUAUCUCUUUAUUACUCAUUUCAAUGCAGUUGAGGUGAUUGAAAUACCACCUUCAGAUAUUCCUGAAGUUGGUGUUCGAUCCACCAUGCGGGUUCGAAAUCCUUUGUAUAUGGGACCAGCCUAUUUGCAGCAAUCUAUUUUAAUAUCCUCCACCUAUCGUAAAACUGUAGAACUCAUUCUUAUUGAUGGUUCAUCAAUCGGAAGCUCUGAUUUUCCAGUACCAAGUAGUGAUGAUGCAACUAGUGUCACGUAUACUGAAACAAACAGUUCCGAAAAAGAAAGCGUAGGAGAGAGCGAGAUGGUUGAUUUGGACUUUUCUUUUACGAAUUCAAUGAAUCCCUCUGAUGACAGAAGUUCAAUAGUGUCUAAAUCUUCAACAGAGUCUGCUUCCUCUCAGAACUAAUACCCAAGUUGUACAGCACUUUUGUUCUAUUUUCUAGCUUCAAUACAAGAUUUUAUAUCUAUGGAAGUGUUUGAAAUAUGUGAUAUUUUUGUAUCUUAUGUACCUUUUUAUUAGAACUAUUUUAUUGCAAAUAAUAUUUUACUAUGUAUUUUCUAUAAUUCAGCUUUCUUUGUAUGUUAAUAUAUAAAUAAAAUUGUGUAUAGCUAUGA